This is a messenger RNA of Prorocentrum cordatum, 603 nucleotides long. The record is from the annotation of a GenBank genome assembly. NCBI's taxonomy places the organism in Eukaryota, Dinophyceae, Prorocentrales, Prorocentraceae.
AUGGGCGAGCUGCUGGCGUCAGAGGUCCGCGCCCUCGUGCGCGAGUGGUGCCCCGGCGGCCGCGCGGGCCACCAGACGACGCCCCGGGGGCCGUCGCUCGGGAGGCUAUCCUUCAUCUGCCACUCCGUGGGCGGGCUCAUCGCGCGCGCCGCGCUGCCCCUGCUGGCCCUGGAGUUCGGGGCGUACUUCCACACCUACAUGUCGUUCUCGUCGCCACACCUCGGCUACAUGUACACGCGCAACUCGAUUUUCAAGACUGGGCUGUGGCUUGCCGCCAAGAUGUGGAACUCCGUGUGCCUCGAGCAGCUGUCCAUGAACGACUCGGCCGACCAGCGCGGCCUGUUCCUCCUGGAACUGUCGCGGCAGGGAGGGCUGUCCAACUUCAGCCCUUGGCCGUUUGUGGGCCGCUGCGGACUCGCCAGCCACCAGGACCAAUAUGCCCCUUUCGAAUCUGCCAGGCUGGAGAUGGCCGACGGCGCUAAGAAGGACUCGACUCGCCUUCCGGAAGGCUCUACUCCGAGAUGCUGCAGAACAUCCUGGGGCCCUUGGAGCCCGACAGGACGAUUAUCCGUUUCGACAUCGACUUCGGCAUUACAGAAGUGA